AUACUUGCAUCAAUUCUAUAGCUCGUAGUAUACUGUACUGGCACUUCAACUCUCUCUAGUUCUUUUCUCACACUAAAUAACACAUGAAUCUGGUCCCUACGCCUCUGCAAUUUACCUGCAAACAAAGAAUCCAAAAAAACGUUGUAGCAGACGUUUGACGACCAACGUGGACUCCUCUGCGCACCUGCUGACUAGUAUUUCGACAUUAUAUUACUUACUAGCUUAUAUAAAUGAGCUAACAGACAAUACUACAAACCCCAAAGCUAGCUAGCUAGCUACCUCUUGGCUCUUUCUCCCCCUAAUUCAAUUCAAACCUUCUAUUAUUUCUUACAUUUCCCUUUCAACUUACUAUUCCCCUCUUUACCCUCCCUAUAUACACUUGUGCUCUCUAUAAACUCCUCGUUCAUUUGAGGAAGUAGCUAGAUUGUAGAGAACAAAAAAAAAAUGAUGCAUCGUUGUAGUGGGAGUGUGGUAGGUCCUUGUUCGUGCGGUUUGUUUCAUAGCCAAACCGGCACUACUACUACUACUUCAUCUGCGUUCUCGAUGCUCUUCUCUCAUAACCAUCACACUACAUUUGAUCAUGAAUGUUCAGAAAACAUGUACUCUUUUGCCCCUUCUUCAUCUUCUGUGGAUUGUACUCUCUCUUUAGGGACUCCUUCCACUCGUCUUACCAAUUUGGAAAAUGAAAAGAAAUUAGUUUACUCUAAUGAUCAACGUCGUCGUUCCUCAUCCAAAUGCAUGUCCAACUUCUGGGAUAUUCUUCACCCCAAACAACACAUGACUACUCCUUCUUCCGCUCACAAGUCCACUCGUGGCGGUAGCAAUGGCAGCAACAACUCUAAUACUGAUCCCCUUGUGGCUCGCCGCUGUGCUAACUGUGACACCACCUCUACACCUCUAUGGAGAAAUGGCCCUAGAGGCCCCAAGUCACUAUGCAAUGCGUGUGGAAUUCGUUUCAAGAAGGAAGAGAGAAGAGCGAGUGCAGCAGCAGCUACCGCUAAUGGUGGAGGAGGAAUAGAGACUCAUCAACACAUGAUAAACAGUAGUACUACUUCAUGGGUUCAUCAUCAACCCCAAAAAAUGCCUUGUUUCUCUUCAGCUAACUAUGGAAAUGAGUUCAGGUUCAUAGAGGAUAAUGACCACCACCGCGACUCCGAUACCGCCGGCAUUUCCUUUCUCCCUUGGCGUCUCAGUGUUGCUGAUAGGCCUAGCCUUGUUCAUGACUUUACUAGAUGAAAAAACAAAAAAAUUAAAUUAGGAUCAAGCUUUAAUUAAAUUUCAAGAGAAGAAGAAAAAUGAUAUGGUGAUGGUGGGCUAUGGUUGAAGAAAUUCUUUCUCUUUCAGAUGUUACUCUUUUUUGGUCCAUCGUCUUUCAUAUAGAGAUGGAGUGAAAAUGAGUUAAUUCUAUGUUUUUAUGUUUGUUGGCUUUUCCUCCUUUUGGAUACUACGAGUCGUUUUAAUUACUCAGCUCCUAGCUAGUAUCUUUAACUUUUCACUUUGAUGAUGAUCAGUCAAUAUAUAUUACUUAUAUAGUAAGGAGUAGUAUCACUUUUUUUUUUACUGUUAGUCCUCGUCAUGUAUACACUUUCUUGAAUAUGAUGAUCGACCAGUACUUCUCUCUUUAUCAA
Capsicum annuum is the source of this 1628-nucleotide messenger RNA. Its product is annotated as GATA transcription factor 19. The transcript has 2 exons. The record is from RefSeq and is a predicted model, not a curated record. Gene Ontology annotation, biological process: regulation of DNA-templated transcription; flower development. The coding region runs from base 445 to 1236 and encodes 263 amino acids. Gene Ontology annotation, molecular function: sequence-specific DNA binding; zinc ion binding; DNA-binding transcription factor activity. Lineage: Eukaryota; Viridiplantae; Streptophyta; Magnoliopsida; Solanales; Solanaceae.